Ceratotherium simum simum (southern white rhinoceros) is the source of this 1294-nucleotide messenger RNA. It is a transcript of the gene ZFP36, whose product is annotated as ZFP36 zinc finger CCCH-type. Lineage: Eukaryota; Metazoa; Chordata; Mammalia; Perissodactyla; Rhinocerotidae. Gene Ontology annotation, molecular function: metal ion binding; mRNA binding. The record is from RefSeq and is a predicted model, not a curated record.
GGCCCCUCCAGCCCGCCGCAGCCUGGCUUCAGCGCUCCCACUCUCGGUGGACCCCUAAGCCGAUCGGCCAUUCGCGCCGCCAUGGAUCUCACCGCCAUCUACGAGAGCCUCCUGUCGCUGGGCCCUGACCUGCCAUCCGACCACGGAGAGACGGAGCCCAGCCCGGCAUGGGCCUCUUCGGGACUCUGGAGUCUCAGCUCGUCCGACCCCGGCUCUGCCGGGGUCGCCGCCCGCCUGCCUGGCCGCUCCACCAGCCUGGUGGAGGGUCGCAGCUGUGGCUGGGUGCCCCCACCCCCGGGCUUCGCACCCCUGGCUCCCCGCCCAGGCCCCGAGCUGUCGCCCUCGCCCACCUCGCCUACUGCGACCCCCACCACCUCAUCCCGCUACAAGACUGAGCUAUGUCGGACCUUCUCGGAGAGCGGGCGCUGCCGCUACGGGGCCAAGUGCCAGUUUGCCCAUGGCCUGGGCGAGCUGCGCCAGGCCAGUCGCCACCCCAAAUACAAGACGGAACUCUGCCACAAGUUCUACCUCCAGGGCCGCUGCCCCUACGGCUCGCGCUGCCACUUCAUCCACAACCCCAGCGAGGACCUGGCCGCCCCGGGCCAACCCCAUGUGCUGCGCCAGAGCAUCAGCUUUUCAGGCCUGCCCUCAGGCCGCCGACCCUCGCCACCCCCAGCAGGCCUGGCGGGUCCCUCCCUGUCCUCAUGUUCCUUCUCGCCUUCCAGCUCCCCACCACCACCAGCUGGGGACCUUCCACUGUCACCCUCUGCCUUCUCCGCUGCCCCUGGGACCCCUGUGGCCCGAAGGGACCCCACCCCGGCCUGUUGCCCCUCCUGCCGAAGGGCCACCCCCAGCAGCGUCUGGGGACCCUUGGGUGGCCUGGCUCGGAGCCCCUCUGCACACUCCCUGGGAUCUGAUCCCGACGAAUAUGCCAGCAGCGGCAGCAGCCUGGGGGGAUCCGACUCACCCGUCUUCGAGGCCGGGGUGUUUGGGCCACCCCAGCCACCUGCAGCUCCCCGGCGACUGCCCAUCUUCAAUCGCAUCUCUGUUUCUGAGUGACAAGUGCCUGCCCAGUACACAUCAGCUGGAUUCUUAAGGGGGGCCAUUUCUCUUGUGCUGUGGGCUCCACAGGGGCCCUGGGGCUGUGGGGAACUGGGGACUCUUCAUCAAGUAGCCCCCCCCAUUUCCCAAGUGCAUUAACCCACUCCCCUGACCCCACGCUGGGGCAGGUCCCCAGUGUGCAAGCUCGGUGUUCACGGUGUUGGGGGAACGAGUGUUUCCCGGAUCCUUUAAA